Coccinella septempunctata (seven-spotted ladybird) is the source of this 1173-nucleotide messenger RNA. Its product is annotated as retinaldehyde-binding protein 1-like. Gene Ontology annotation, molecular function: phosphatidylinositol bisphosphate binding. The transcript is spliced from 5 exons. Gene Ontology annotation, cellular component: membrane. Bases 300 to 1145 code for a protein of 281 amino acids. Lineage: Eukaryota; Metazoa; Arthropoda; Insecta; Coleoptera; Coccinellidae. The record is from RefSeq and is a predicted model, not a curated record.
AAAGAGAUCAAACAUUGUCAACUGAUAAAAGAUUACAGUAACAGUCGAAAUAGUACUGGAAGAAUCGGUUCAAGUCAUGUUAAUUUAUUGAUAAAUACACCUCAUAUCAUUCACUUUUACUAGAGGUCUUAUGUAUUGUUCUCAUGUAACCCUAUGAAUUAUUAAUUUACACUUUCAUAAAAUGAUUAUUGAACUGGAACGUUUCAGAAGCAAAGUGAUUUUUACCUAACUCUGACGCAUUUCAUUCAGGAAUUUUUAAAUUUUUCCGCAUCGAUAUUUAGAAAAAUUCUCCUGCAACUAUGGCUCUACCAAAAUACGCUUUCACCCUUUCUGAUGUCAUCAAAGACAAGAAGGUUUCCCAAGAUGAGGUGACCGAAGUAAGACUGUGGAUGCUCACAGUUAGUCUUCCGGUUGUCUCUGACGAGAUGAUAGCAACGUUUGUUAUAGCUUGCAGAAGGGACGUUGACAAUACCAAAAAAGCACUGAUGAACUAUUUCCUAUGUAAGAAAAAAUCUCCUGAAGUAUUCAACGAUUGCGACGUCGACUCAGAAGAAUUGAAGAUAGCAACGAAUACCAUCUAUCAUGCAUCCAUGCCAGUACGAACAGAUGAUGACUCAGUAGUUCAUAUGUUCAGACUCAACGACACCAGUUACAAACACUUUCACUUUGAUCCGAUAGCGAAAUUAUGUUUUAUGCUUGUCGAUAUCAGUUUGAACACAAAGAGUCCCCCCACUGGUUUGAAAGUUGUGGUGGACGCUAGAGGGGCUGGAUUGAUGCAUUUGACUCGUUUCAAAUUGGGUUCGAUGAAGAGAUUAAUUGAAUAUCUCCAAGACGCAAUGCCUUUAAACAUGAAAGAGAUCCAUGUCCUUAACACUAUUUACCUCGUGGAUAAAAUUUUGUUUAUGAUCAAGCCAUUUAUGAAACCUGAAUUGUAUAAAAUGUUACAUCUCCAUCCAAAUAAUACAAACCUGGAGGAGUUCUCCAAGAAUCACAUACCGAAAAAGUGCUUACCGUGUGAUUACGGUGGGGAUCUUCCAUCAUUCCAAGAAUUGAACGAGAAAACCAUCGAGAGAUAUAGGGAACUCAAAGAAUACUACCAAGACGAAGAAAGCAUCCGGAAAUCAUGGGAAACGUCACUCAACUGAACAAAAUAAAGUUAAUUUUACACAAAAA